Molecule: messenger RNA, 841 nt
Organism: Bufo gargarizans (Asiatic toad)
Lineage: Eukaryota; Metazoa; Chordata; Amphibia; Anura; Bufonidae
Product: slit homolog 1 protein-like
Exons: 4
Cellular component (GO): plasma membrane
Molecular function (GO): protein binding
Source: RefSeq, a predicted model, not a curated record
CCCUGGCUCUCCUUCCUCCUGGUACCAAGGCUCAGACAGCAGCAGAUACCGCUCACUGUGCACAGGGCUCUCCAGGCUCAGCGGCUCCGGAGACACUUCCUGCCAGGAGGGCAAUGCUGUGAGAAGGUGCUGCCUGCAUUGUGCUGAGCACAGCCUUCUGCCUCCAGCCUGAGAGCAAGAAAAGAAAAAGAAGAAAGAGAGAGAGAGAAAGAGAGAGAGAGAGAGAGAGAGAGAGGGAUUUCUGCCUCUUUGUAGCACCAGAAGGUUGCAAUAUUUUUUUUGUUUUGUUACAUUGUUUCCUUUCUUUUUGAAUUGUUUUGUUUUGUUUUUUCUAUUUUUAUUUUUUAUUUUGUCUCUUCCAAGUUGGAAUUUGCCAAGGAAUUUGGAAGCUACCUGGAUCCUUUGCUCAGGACUCUGAUGAUUUAAAGGGCUCAGCCCUGGAAACCUUCAUGGCUGUAAGGGGAUAUUUUAGCUUCUCCUUGUGGCUCCUGGUUUGGAGCAGCUUCUGCCAAGUAGGUGCCAAUGGAUGCCCAGCCUUGUGCUCCUGCAGCGGAACUACAGUGGAUUGUCAUGGGUUGGGACUUAAAUCGGUGCCAAAAAAUAUCCCAAGGAGCACAGAGAGGCUAGAACUGAAUGGGAACAACAUAUCGCGCAUCAUGAAGAAUGACUUCUCUGGACUCAAGCAGCUCCGAGUCUUGCAGCUGAUGGAGAAUCAGAUUAGCAGCGUGGAGCGCGGAGCGUUUGAUGACAUGAAGGAGCUGGAGCGGCUACGCCUCAACCGAAACCAGCUGCAGGCGUUACCUGAGCUCCUCUUCCAAAACAACCAGGCUCUCUCCAGACU